Molecule: messenger RNA, 5817 nt
Organism: Hemicordylus capensis (graceful crag lizard)
Lineage: Eukaryota; Metazoa; Chordata; Lepidosauria; Squamata; Cordylidae
Gene: DCC
Product: DCC netrin 1 receptor
Exons: 28
Coding region: 138-4295 (1385 amino acids)
Biological process (GO): cell-cell adhesion
Cellular component (GO): membrane
Molecular function (GO): protein binding
Source: RefSeq, a predicted model, not a curated record
GAUGUGUUUGGGUACCAAAGCUGGCUUUGCUGCUCUUCGGGAUCUCGCUCAUCACUUUGGAUCUUCAAGUCACCGGCACACAAGUUAAGGGAUUUACAACAUUGCGGUUCCUGAUUGAGCCUUCGGAUGCUGUCACCAUGCGAGGAAGUAAUGUGUUGCUGAACUGCACCACGGAAUCAGAUCAAGGGCUUCCUGUCAUCAAAUGGAAGAAGGAUGGAGUCUUUUUAAACUUGGCAGUGGAUGAGAGGAGGCAGCAGUUUUCCAAUGGAUCUCUUUUGAUACAAAAUAUAGUCCAUUCCAGACACCACAAACCUGAUGAGGGCCUUUAUCAGUGUGAAGCAUCAAUAGAAGGAAUUGGAGCCAUCAUCAGCCGGACAGCCAAAGUCACAGUAGCAGGCCCAUUGAGGUUUCUAUCUCAGACGGACUCUGUCACGGCUUUCACAGGAGACACGGUUUUGUUAAAGUGUGAAGUUGUUGGAGAACCUAUGCCUACUAUCCACUGGCAGAGGAACCAAGAGGACCUGGUUUUGAGUCCUGGCGACACCCGUGUGGCAGUCCUGCCUUCUGGAUCUUUACAAAUUAGCAGAAUUCAUGCAGGGGACAGUGGGAUCUAUAGAUGUCUUGCAAAAAAUCCUGCCAGUUCAAGAACUGGAAAUGAAGCAGAAGUCAGAGUAUUGGCAGAUCCUGGAUUGCACAGGCAACAAUUUUUCCUGCAGAGACCGUCAAAUGUGGUCGUUGUAGAAGGGAAGGAUGCUGUGCUGGAGUGUUGUGUUUCUGGCUAUCCAGCUCCAAUAUUUACAUGGCUGCGAGGAGAUGAAAUGAUCCCAUUCAGGUCCCCAAAAUAUUCACUGUUGGCUGGCAGUAAUUUACUAAUUUCUAAUGCAACGGAUGAUGAUUCUGGGACGUAUACUUGUGUGGUCACCUACAAGGAGGAGAACAGCAGUGCUUCAGCAGAGCUUUCUGUUUUGGUUCCACCAUGGUUUAUCAAUCAUCCUUCAAAUCUGUAUGCCUAUGAGAGUAUGGACAUUGAAUUUGAAUGUGCAGUCUCUGGUAAACCAAUCCCUACAGUACAAUGGAUCAAGAAUGGAGAAGUGGUCAUUCCCAGUGAUUAUUUCCAGAUUGUGGGUGGCAGCAACCUGCGGAUUCUGGGCUUGGUGAAGUCAGAUGAAGGUUUCUACCAGUGCGUAGCUGAAAACGAUGCUGGGAAUGCACAGACCAGUGCGCAGCUAAUCAUCCCUGAGCCUGCUAUCCCAAGUUCCAGUCUCCUCCCCUCUGCUCCCCGAGAUGUGGUCCCUGUUUUGGUUUCCAGUCGAUUUGUUCGUCUCAGCUGGCGCCCACCUGCAGAUGCCAAAGGGAACAUUCAGACUUAUGCGGUCUACUUCUCCAGAGAAAGCGUCAACAGGGAGCGGGCUCUGAACACGUCGCAAUCUGGGAUGCUCCAGCUUACAGUGGGAAAUCUAAAACCAGAAGAGACCUACACAUUCCGAGUAGUGGCUUACAAUGACUGGGGACCAGGAGAAAGCUCACAGCCCAUCAAGGUGGCAACACAGCCUGAAUUGCAAGUUCCAGGACCAGUAGAAAAUCUACGGGCUGCAUCAACCUCACCUACCUCAAUUCUUAUUACAUGGGAACCUCCUGCCUAUGCAAAUGGUCCAGUCCAAGGAUAUAGACUGUACUGUACAGAAGUAGCUACUGGGAAAGAACAGAAUAUAGAAGUGGAUGGUCUAUCAUACAAGCUGGAAGGGCUGAAGAAGUUCACAGAAUACACGUUACGCUUUCUGGCUUAUAAUCGUUAUGGACCCGGUGUUUCAACUGAAGACUUGACAGUCAGGACACUUUCAGAUGUGCCAAGUGCCAUGCCUCAGAACAUCUCCUUGGAAGUGGUUAACUCCAAGAGUAUCAAAGUUAGUUGGCUACCUCCACCACCAGGCACACAAAAUGGAUUUAUCACUGGCUAUAAAAUCCGGCACAGAAAGACAGCCCGUCGGGGUGAGAUAGAAACACUGGAGCCAAACAACCUCUGGUAUUUAUUCACAGGUCUUGACAAAGGAAGCCAAUACAGUUUCCAGGUGUUGGCUAUGACAGCCAAUGGAACAGGACCCUCCUCGGACUGGUAUACUGCAGAAACUCCAGAGAGCGAUCUUGAUGAAUCUCAGGUUCCUGACCAGCCAAGCUCUCUUCAUGUCAGGCCUUUGUCAACCAGCAUCGUCAUGAGCUGGACCCCACCGCUGAACCCAAACAUCGUUGUACGCGGAUACAUCAUUGGCUACGGAGUGGGAAGCCCAUAUGCCGAGACAGUGCGAGUAGACAGCAAACAGCGAUACUAUUCCAUUGAACAUUUGGAACCAAGUUCCCAUUACGUCAUAUCUUUGAAAGCAUUUAACAAUGCUGGGGAGGGAGUCCCUCUCUACGAGAGUGCUACCACUAGAUCUCUGACAGAUCCCAUUGACCCAUUAGAAGUUGAUUUUUAUCCUUUGCUUGAUGAUUUCCCUACCUCAGUCCCAGAUAUCUCCACCCCCAUGCUCCCACCAGUAGGUGUCCAGGCUGUUGCGUUAACCCAUGAUGCCGUGAGGGUCAGCUGGGCAGACAACUCUGUCCCCAAGAACCAAAAGACAACAGAAGUUCGAUUUUACACCGUCCGAUGGAGAACCAGCUAUUCUACAAGUGCUAAGUACAAGUCAGCUGAUACAACAGCUUUGAGUCAUACAGUAUCGGGACUUAAGCCAAAUACCAUGUAUGAGUUCUCUGUAAUGGUAACAAAAGGUCGAAGGUCAAGCACAUGGAGUAUGACUGCCCAUGCCACCACCUACGAAGCAGCCCCAACCUCUGCUCCCAAGGAUUUGACAGUCAUUACUCGGGAAGGGAAGCCUCGGGCUGUCAUUGUCAGCUGGCAGCCUCCAUUAGAAGCCAACGGGAAAAUUACGGCUUACAUCCUUUUCUACACCUUGGACAAGAAUUCUCCCAUUGAUGACUGGGUCAUGGAAUCAAUCAGUGGUGACCGGCUUACUCAUCAAAUCAUGGACCUCAAUCUAGACACAGUCUAUUACUUUAGAAUACAAGCCCGUAAUGCCAAAGGAGUAGGGCCUCUCUCAGAUCCCAUUCUCUUCCGGACUCUUAAAGGUCGUCAUGGAGAUGGGGCCUACUGGCCAGUUGACACAAACUUGAUUGAUAGAAGCAGCCUUAAUGAACCCCCCAUUGGACAGAUGCAUCCUCCCCAUGGAAGUGUAACACCCCAGAAGAACAGCAACCUCCUUGUUAUUAUUGUUGUCACUGUUGGAGUCGUUACGGUGGUGGUAGUGGUGAUAGUGGCUGUGAUUUGCACCCGGCGUUCAUCAGCCCAGCAGAGGAAAAAACGUGCUACUCACAGUGCUGGCAAGAGGAAAGGGAGUCAAAAAGACCUGAGACCCCCAGACCUUUGGAUACACCAUGAAGAGAUGGAAAUGAAGAAUAUUGAAAAGCCAUCAGGUUCUGAUCCAUCAGGAAGAGACUCACCAAGGCAAAGCUGUCAAGACAUCACACCGGGCAGCCACAGCCAACCUGAAACCCAGAUGGGCAGCAAGAGUGCCUCUCAGUCCGCUCCUGACACGGAAGAGGUGGGAAGUAGCAUGUCCACACUGGAACGCUCGCUUGCAGCCCGCAGAGCAACACGUGCCAAGCUCAUGAUUCCAAUGGACUCUCAGCCCAGCAACCCUUCUGUAGUCAGUGCCAUCCCAGUGCCAACGCUAGAAAGUGCACAGUACCCAGGAAUUCUGCCAUCCCCCACGUGCGGCUAUCCACAUCCUCAGUUCACUCUCAGACCGGUGCCAUUCCCAACGCUCUCAGUUGAUCGGACGUUUGGAACAGGAAGAACCGUAAGUGAAGGAUCAGCUCCUCAGCAGACAUCCAUGUUACCGCAGACACAGCCUGAACAUCCCAGCACCGAGGAUGCCCCAAGCAGGACAAUUCCCACAGCGUGUGUCCGGCCUACACAUCCUCUCCGCAGUUUUGCCAACCCCUUGCUACCUCCACCAAUGAGUGCAAUCGAACCGAAAGUCCCUUAUACACCACUUUUAUCUCAAACAGCACCCAACCUUCCCAAGGCUCAGGUUAAGACAGCAUCACUUGGACUGGCCGGAAAAGCAAGAUCUCCGCUACUUCCCGUCUCGGUGCCGACAGCCCCAGAAGCGUCAGAAGAGGGUCACAAACAAACAGAGGAUCCUGCAAAUGUAUAUGAACAGGAUGAUCUGAGUGAACAAAUGGCUAGUCUGGAGGGGCUAAUGAAGCAGCUUAAUGCCAUCACAGGCUCCGCCUUCUGAAAGCUGCAGAUGAGUGGAAGAAUGGAGUUACCCGGGAACAUUACAGCAUACCAGUGUUUCGCACAUACCACCACCCAACAUCUGCAUCUGCCAUAAAGCCAACUAGCGCAUCAUUGAACCCCACUCUAAGUCGGCCUCCUGCAGUCUCACCACAACAUCCCUAUUGAUCGUGCAACAGCCUGAGCAGAGAUGAAAGAGCAACACUCAAAAGGAAAAAACAAGAUGGCCACCUUUGGACGUACCUUUAACUGCAGGUCUAACAGAUCCACAAUUUGCCUCUGGGUCACCUAGUCCACUCCCAGAUGAUUAGGAUCUGCAGUCUGGGAGUCUGCCAAAAGGUGGGAAUUGGCUGCACAAGCUUCCUCCAUCCCUAGAAGGAAAGCUGCAGCAGCCAAUCGAAUGUAAGCAGUGGGAGGAGCUUCCUCCCUUAACUAGGGUUUGGGGAAGUUGCCCAAUCCGCAUGAAACAUUGGAGCCUCUGGAGCCUCGGUUUGGUAAGUGUACCUUACUACAAACCGAGGGCUCAUUCUGAGGUUUGGGGGUGAAAUUGGAACCGCAGUUGGGCCCCACGGCUGCAGUUCGGACAAUUCGGACAUCACAGGGGACCAACCCAAGGUGAGUUAGCCUCAGGUUUCCUGUGAUGUCCGAAGGCAGCCAAUGUCUGCUUUCAACAGAAUAGUGGUCAGGGGCUCUUGGUGGCUGAUUUUGUUCUGCUGACAUUUGUAGCAUACAAGAGGGCAGGGAGAAUUGUAUGUAAAGGUCUGCGCUGCACAUUAUCUUAUGGUUGGCAACCUGACCCACAUUGACAUUUUUCCACAUGAGAGCUAUAACUGGAGAGCUAUGAGAGCUAUGCUGGAUUUGGGAGAGGGGCAUUCCUCCUCAGGCAGAAUUCCUGUGGCCUUUUGAAAGAAGCGAAACUUCUUUUGAAGAAACUAGUCAAAUUUCUCCAGCGGGGUGGUUCUAUAUAACUCUAGAUUAUCAAUAGUGAUGUUGCCAAAAAGGUCUACUCAAGAUAUCAACCUCCCCCCACCACCAGCAAAUUCCUUUAAAAGCUGAACCCCAGGUCCACUGACGUUUGAUUCUGGCAUGAAAUAGAUUCAUCCUGGUGCCGCACCACCAAUCGCCCCCUUUCCCAAAAGUUACCCUUGCAAAGAAAUAAAGGCCUGGCAGCGGGAGGAGCCUGUGGCAGCAGUAAAGGUCUCAUCUUUAAGGCCUGGACGGACCCCUGUGCAAAAUAUCUGUUAAUGGAGUGGCCAGCCCUAAAAUUAUAGCCCAUGCUGCUUCUACUAGUCCUUCCAUAAAAAGUUCUCCAAUGUAAAACUCAGAUAGAAUAUCAGGGCUUUUCCAAGGAGAAACUGACAUUUGAACAGAAUGCCAGGGUCCCUCCCAAGGAUAAAGUUUGGCAAAUAGUCUCAGAUGGUUUCUCCACAUCCCUAGUUUUGGGGAAGAGGGAAGACCAGAAGAGAGAGCUGAUGGGGAGUUUCCCCAGGUGCACCAACAUUACAAAUGCUGCAGACAUUGGG